Molecule: messenger RNA, 3114 nt
Organism: Xiphias gladius (swordfish)
Lineage: Eukaryota; Metazoa; Chordata; Actinopteri; Istiophoriformes; Xiphiidae
Gene: cnih4
Product: cornichon family AMPA receptor auxiliary protein 4
Exons: 5
Coding region: 222-488 (88 amino acids)
Biological process (GO): endoplasmic reticulum to Golgi vesicle-mediated transport
Cellular component (GO): endoplasmic reticulum membrane; COPII-coated ER to Golgi transport vesicle
Source: RefSeq, a predicted model, not a curated record
UCACAGAAACCUAAAAACAGCACUGCAAGCUAGGUGGAAAGUCUAAGUCAACACAGCCACGGUGGCAGAUAAAAGGCUCAUCUUGAGUUUCCUUCCUCUGUCUUAGUUACUGACUCGGCCGACGCUUCGACCGAAUAUGUGACUAUUUAACUUUGACUUAAUGUGACUACAUCAAUGCUAGAGCCUGCUGCUCCAAACUGAACAGAUGGGUAAUUCCAGAGAUGGUUGGCCAGUGUCUCUCCACUAUGCUGAUGCUGGUCUCCAUGCACUGGUUCAUUUUCCUCCUCAACCUGCCUGUAGCAGCCUGGAACAUAUAUAGGCAUGUGAAGGUACCGAUGGGAAACAUGGGCGUGUUUGACCCCACUGAGAUCCACAACCGCGGUCAGCUGAAGUCUCACAUGAAGGAGGCCAUGAUUAAACUGGGUUACCACCUGCUCUGCUUCUUCAUUUAUUUGUACAGCAUGAUCCUGGCUCUGAUCAACGACUGAAGUACUCAGCAAGCUCUCUGACCCUAGCUGCCAAAUUCCAAAUUCCAACUCAAGGGUUUGCUUUUUUUCCCCCCUCACAUCAUGCUCAUGUACUGUAUGCAUCAAAUCUUUCAGAACAGCCAAGAGAACAAGUUUGCUAUUACUGUGGUCGUACUGAGGUUCACACUGUCAUCUGUGUCAUCAGAAUCACAGAGUUUUUACUUUGAUACAAUACUAAUGUUGAUAUUAACCAUUUAACACUUCAGUACCAUCGUGACAAAAUUCUAUUAUGAAGUAAUAGGGGUUAGGGUUAGUUCAGUUGCACAGUUGGGGACACAGUGGACUGUUUGGUGUUUUAGCUGUUUGAUUGAUAAGAAGCAGACAGAUAAAUGACUGUUCAGCCGAAUCAGUACGUUGAAUUGGGUGGUAGGACUCAUGAACAGGCUGUUCAGUCAUCAGUUUUUCCUUAAUUUCCCACUUGUGCCUUUCUUUUUUGCUUCAUAAUGUCUAAUAAGGUCUUUGCAAUUUCUUUUCAGACAUCUUCUCGUUUAGAGUUCAUAUUAUGAGACUGCUGAAUAAGUCACACCUACAUGUUUUUUGGAUCACAAACACCCUGACAAGAUAUUUCCUCUCACAGACACAGUGCACACAGAUAGAUGACAAAUGAAAAUAAAACUCAACAUAAACUAAAAAUAGUAACUUUUAACUAUAUAGUACAUUUCAAAAACAAAGUUAAAAAGUGCAUUACAAUAAAGAAAAAGAAUAAUAAGUAAAUACAAUCCAAAACAGACAAGAUAAAACAAGGUCCACUAAUUUAAACAAUUAGGACAUUUAAAUGGGGACACUGAGUUAGUGCAAAAUGUGUGAAUAAGGUUCAGGGUGGAGAGCACUGUAUAAGACAUCCUGCCAGUAUCUCCCACAGGUGUUCAGUUGGCUUCUCCUGGUGGCUGAAGUCCAGAACAAAUGAUUUUCACCAGUCACCAGUCCGCAUGUCCACAUUUCAGUCACCGGUCUUUCUUGUGUGGGUUUUAUUUAUUUAUUUAUUUUUUGCUUGCUUGGUGUGUCACUCUGUCUAGUCCAACACUGUUGUUGCUCCUUCAUUUCUCUGAACUCCUGCAGUUCCAACCUUCUCCCACUUUACUGUAACAAAAUUGAUUUUAGGCUUGUAUAUCAUAUUUGGUCAAAGUAUCAAAGGUUUUCAAAAAAUUUCAAAAGCUUUGUAUUGGUAUUGAAGUGUAGAGAAUACACUGUUAUUGUGACAACAUUGGUGACCCUCAAAUGGUGGAUCACUAAUCUGCCAGACUUCCAGCAUCACACUUCAUUACUGAUCACCUACCAAAACUCAGCAGACACACACCACGUACACACAAGUUAAUAAAUAUAGUCAUAUUUGCCUCCAUAUUAGUAUACACUGUACACAUGCACUGUAUGUAUUUGUAUUCAUCACACAUCACUGGGCAGAGUGAAGGACAAUCACACUAACCACACACAUACACACAUUUGUCCUGUCUCACUGUGUCUUGUGUCGUGUUGGAAGGAUGUCUGAACUGGGCUGUUAAGUGUUUUGCCAUAAAACAGGCUGUUCUAGCGAGUCUGGAAAGAAAUUAUACUUUAUCUGAGUAAUGGCUGUUGUAUUGUUACCGUAUGAGUGGGAGUUUGGAUUGACCUCAGUCAUGCACCGAUGUUGUUUACUCAAUGACUUUUGCAUUGAACACACACUGUAUUUUAAAGUCUGAUGUUCCCUGCAUUAGCAGGUGUCUCAGUUUUUCACUGGGAUGAUGGAUGUGUGCACUCCUCUUUAUGUGAUUAAGUGUAUAGACAGAACAGUCAUGACUGUACCAUACAUUCAUACCUGCUCUGUACUAUGAAAGGCCUGUUCUGUGAGCCACAAAUACAGGUUUUCUGGAGUCAUUUCUCUCUUCAGUGUGGGUGAACUGGGAGAACUGAUGGUGAAUGAGUUCAUGUCUGAUUCAUGCUAUAAUGUCUUAUGUGGUUUCUUUUUUCUUAAGUUUCUUUUUGGGAAGGAAAUAUGGUGUUUCAUAAAUAAACAUGAAAGACAAGUUGUUUGUCUUCAUUUGCCUCAAAAUGGGCGAUUGCAUUGAUUUAUACAGUACGCUAUAUACUGUGUGAAAUAAUCUUUAUGAAUUGAGACCUAAUGCAAGCAACUACAGAUGAUAAGUUGUUUAAGCAUUUCUUUAGAAGGAGAGCUGAAGUUGUACCUCUACUGUGUUCUUCUCCGAAGGAGUUUCAUUUUUCUUUCACCUCUGAAACUUUUCAAAUUUAUUCUAUCUUUCAGAGACGUGUUAAUAACACCUAAUUCUGAUUUUAGAAUCCAUGUUAUGUAAAAUUCGAUAGUGACGUGAAGAUUUGUUAUUAAGCAAAAAAUGUUAUUGGAAAAGUUCCUGCAUUAGAAAAGGGUCCUUACAUGUAUUAAUGGUAUCACAGAUAUAAACUGUACAUCAAUGAAUUUUAGUUGGCUUUGAGUCAGUAAUAAAUUAUAAGAAAUUUAUUUAUGAUGGACUACUGUUGAUUUAUAAUGAUUAAUUUCUUUUAGUGUGCAGUCAUAUGAUCUGCACGCAGACAAUGACAGUGCUGCUGGUCAUGGUUCAGACUUUUUCCUCUUGUUGUAUUAAUCUUAAGCCUGCAA